Molecule: messenger RNA, 9657 nt
Organism: Phyllostomus hastatus (greater spear-nosed bat)
Lineage: Eukaryota; Metazoa; Chordata; Mammalia; Chiroptera; Phyllostomidae
Gene: ZNF831
Product: zinc finger protein 831
Exons: 6
Coding region: 412-5352 (1646 amino acids)
Source: RefSeq, a predicted model, not a curated record
UUUACUUCCUAUUUCUGAGCCAGGGCUGGCUGGUUUCAUCUCUGUGGGAGCCCCUCCACGCCGCUCCGCCCGGCGCUUUUGCUCCGUCGGACGCAGGGUGGACGCAGAGGCCGAGCCUUGGGAGGUGGUCCUCUUUUCUUUUUUCUUUUCUUUUCUUUUCUUUGGCGGCAGUCCCUCUCUGCCCUGCAAAGUGGGACCCGAGGAGGAUGCCCGAGACGCCGCCCCAGCAGACAGGUGCCAACUCCCUGCUCCGGGAGGAGCGCCCCUGGGCCCCCUGUCUCUGGGGGGCCAGCCCACCUGUCUGUCCCGAGGCUGCGGAUGCUUUCUCGGUUUGCGUGUGAAGCUGAGCGCCAUCAGCCAAAAACUCACCCCUCUCCUUAAAGGUCCCCAGGGUCCCCCAGAUGACGCGGGAUGGAGGUGCCCGAGCUCACCUGCCCUGCCUCGCCUGCCAGGGACCAGCCAGCUCCGGCUCCCGGACCCCCAGGGGCCCCAGGCGGGCAGGCCUCGCCCCACCUGGCCCUGGGCCCCGUCCUCCUGCCGCCGGAGCAGGGGCUGGCCCCCACCGUGUUCCUGAAGGCGCUGCCCAUCCCGCUGUACCACACCGUGCCUCCGGGGGGCCUCCAGCCGCGGGCGCCCCUGGUGACGGGCGGCCUGGAGGGUGGCGGCCUGCCCUUCCUCCUCAGCCCCCUGCUGCAGCCGGAGGGGCCCGGCCCCGCCCCCGUCGGGAAGCCAGCGACCCCGACACUCACUGUGAACAUCGUGGGCGCCCUUCCUGUCCUGUCCCCGUGCCCAGGGCCCGCGCCGGGUGGUCCCGGGAAGGCGCGCCACGCCGGCAAGUACCUGUGCCCGCACUGUGGCCGGGACUGCCUGAAACCCAGUGUCCUGGAGAAGCACAUCCGGUCCCACACGGGGGAGAGGCCUUUCCCCUGCUCCACCUGCGGUAUCGCCUUUAAGACCCAGAGCAACCUGUACAAGCACAGACGCACCCAGACACACUUCAACAACGCCCGGCUGUCCUCAGAGUCCGAAGGCGCUGGGGGCGGCCCCCUGGAGGAGGGGGACAAGGCCGGCAAGGGGGACAGCUGGAGCCAGGGGGGCGCCGUUGGGGCCCCACCAGAGAGGCCCCUCUCUCCGGGGGCCCAGGGUGCUGGGCCCUGCCCGGCGCCCCCGACGACGCAUCUGCCCCCGGUCGCCGAGAACCUGGAUCUGAAACUGGAAUCAGGGUGCGGCCCAGGGCCCACGCCUGCAGACGGAGAGGCCCGCGCGGCGUCCGCUGGGCUCCCCGCGGCCGGCUCCCAGCCCAGGCGCCCGCUGCCGGAGCAGAGGUGCCCGCCGGCCGGCAGGGCCUGCUCCCUGGCGCAGCCGCAGGCGCCGGCCUUGUCCUCGGAGAAGCCGGGGGACGCCAAGGCCUCGGAGGGCCGGCUGAGGAAGUGCGAGAGCACGGACUCGGGCUACCUGUCCCGCUCCGACAGCGUGGAGCAGCCGCCGCCCCCCUGCAGCCCCCUGCGCAGCCUGUCGGAGCACAGCGCCGAGUCUGAGGGCGAGGGCACCCCGGGGCCGGGGGCGGCCAGGGCCGAGCGGGGCGGCCGGGGGCCCAGCCUGGAGCUGGAGAAGCGGCGGCUGGAGGAGCGCAUCGCCCGCCUCAUCUCGCACAACCAGGCCGUGGUGGACGACCCGCAGCUGGACCAUGUGCGGCCCCGCAAGACCGUCCUGUCCAAGCAGGGCAGCAUCGACCUCCCCGUGCCCUACACCUACAAGGACUCCUUCCACUUCGAGAUCCGGGCCCCGGGGCCCGGCCGCGGGCGGCCCGGCACCCUGGGGCCCGCCCGCUCCACCUGCACGGCCCUGGACAAGGCGCGGCCCCUCUUCUUCCACUCCGUGCCCACCCAGUUCUCCACCACCGUGGAGUGCGUCCCCGUCACCAGGAGCAACUCGCUGCCCUUCGUCGAGGGCACCCGGACGUGGCAGGAGCCGCCGGACCCCCAGGACGCCGGUCCCCGGGGGCAGAAGCCCCUGAGCCCCAGGCCCACCCCUGCCCGGCUGGCGGAUGUCCCCAGCGGUCACCCCCGGGCCUUGGUGAGGCAGGCUGCGGUGGAGGACCUGCCGGGGCCCCCCACUAGAGACACCGUGGCCCCGGCAGAGGACGCGGACGGAAGGAGGGUGGGGGCAGGGGACGCCGGGGCGGCCGGCAAGGGCCGAGGCGCCGGCAGGAAGCGCGGCCAGAGGAGGCCGCAGAGGUUCUCCCAGGAGAAGUGGCAGGUGUACGGGCGCGAGACCUUCCAGCGACUCUACCAGAAGAUGAGGGCCGGCCGCCCGGCGGGCCGGAGGGCGCGGGAGGGGAGGGGGGGCUGUGGGGCGGAGCAAGACCUCCCUCCGCGGGAGGGGGCCGCGGGGGGCGAGGGUGCAGCCCUGUCCCGGGACAGCAGGACCCCUGUCCGUGGGGACCCCUCUGCGGGGGCCCAGCCAGGGCCUUUGGAAAGUCCACCAGCCACAGAAGGCUUCUUGGUGACCGAGUCCCCCUGGCAGCGGGAGACGGCGGCCCGCGCAGGAGGCAGCGAGAGGCCCGGGGACAGCAGGUCCGUGUCGCCCCCCGCCUGCAGCCACAGAGAGCCCCUGUGUCCGGGCGGCAAGAACCCUGUCCUUCUUCCACGUGGGAGGCUGGAGCUGGGGUGUCCGCGGCUCCCAGCACCUGGCUCCCUCAAAGGUGGGGCCCUAGAGGCUCCUGGGCUGGCUCUGCCAGACCCCGCACUGGAAGGAGGGGCCCAGGGCGGUGGGGACACGGAAGACCCUGGUCAGCGGGCCCUCCUCCUCCCGAGGCCGCCGGGCAGUAGCCCCGGGGAGCCCCGGCCUGGGGAGCCCCAGCUGCCCUCGGAGAGGAAGAAGCUGAGGGUGGAGGGGCCGAGCCGCGCAGAGCACCUGGGGACUCUGGGGGCAGGAGGCCAGACCCCCGGGCCCCCUGGACAGGCCGACCCCCCGCCACCCUGGAAGCGGGACAGCGACCCUGGGGACAAGCCCGGAGAGCGGCACAGAGGGUCAGAGUGUGCUGCGAGCGGCGGGGCCCGGGCCUCGGAGGCCUGCGGCUCAUCUUUCUCUGCUUCCUCGGUGGCCCCGAGGCCCGGGCCGAGGGACGAGGAGCCUGGGCUUGGUCCUGAAGCCACAGUCCCGGGGGGCCCAUUGCCACUGGCACCCCAACCUCAGGCUCCUGACACCCCAGCAGCCCGGACAGAAACCACGUUUCCCCCCAAGUACCUCCUCAGGAUACCUCAGGGCGAGAGCCUGUCACCCCUGCCUGGUGCCCGGGGGCCUCCCUGCAGAAGCGGGGGGCCCGAGGACCUAGCGUCGCCUGGUGGCUCGGAGCCGGGGACCCUGCUGCCCCCCCACCCAGCCGCAGGCCUGGCCCCGGGUGGAGCACAUGGCUCGGAGGAGGAUCCCGGCCGGCCCAGGCUGUGGGGCUGGAGAAAGGGGGUGCCGGGAGAAGAGGAAGGAGGCGUGGACGCCACUGGCACCCCGCAAGCUGCGGAGCCCCCCAGCUCGAGCGCUGGGGCCCUCAAGGAGGCAGCCUCCGUCCUGCCCACCUGGGCCUGUGACUCCGGGAGGAGCGAGACCCACACCCCGGGGCGCCUCUGCUCCCGCGGCUCCGGGGCCGGGGCCCGGCCCUGCACAAGCACCCUGGACCCCUGGCCACGCGACAGGGACGCGGCAGAGCCUCCCGAGAAUGUCCCAGAGGACCCUCCGCCAGGGCCCCCAGCAGGACACCCCUCCUACUGCUGCCUGCGGCCCAGCUCUGUCCUCCCGUCCGCCCUCUUGCCCCCAGGCACCCACGCAGAUGGCCCCGGGGACUGCGGGCCCCAGGGCCCCUUCCCUUCGCUGAAGGCCGGGCCCCAGCUCACCUGGUGCUGCCUGAGCCGCAGCCGGCCUCUGCCCGCGGAGCGGAAGGAGAAGGCCGUGUCCGAGUGCUGGGCGCCGCACCGCCCUGGCAGGGGCCCCCUGGCCCAGGGCGCGGACACCCGGCCGGCGAGCAAGGCCGCGUGGGGACGCUGGACCAGGAGCGGCCUGGCAGGAGGGGAGACGCGGCCGUGGAAGCUCUCCUGCCCGACAGCCCCAGGGCUGACGUCCCGGGACCCGGGGGCUGAGCCAGCGUGGAAGAGAGGACCGCCCUGGGGGAGGGCGAAGCUGUGCCGCGCGAGCAGCAAGCGGAAAACCCUGAGAAGGUACAGAGGGAGCUUCCUGCAGGGCCGUGUGCAGCUCAGAGCUAGGAGGCUACGCAAGCCACUGUGGGUGCUGAGAAAAGACUGCCACCCUCCCCCACUCGAGGGGCCGGACCCACGCAGGCCCCUUGGACAGCCUGCCUCGGAAACGGCAGGGCUAAGUCUGCAAGAGGAGCCAUCUCCUGUCUCCUCAGCGUCGCCUGCUGGCUGCGGGACGGGAGAGACAGAGGAGGAAGACCGCGGACCGACUGCAGGUGGCGUCCCUCCCAGCGCCAGCCCGACGGCCGGGGACCCGCUAGCGGCGCAGGACGUGACUCUGUCCGCCGGCGAGCAUGGUGACUGUUGUCCUCGGAACACUUCGGUCGGCUCGGGGCUGCCGCUGCCGCCUGACUCCUACACACCAGCGGCCAGGAACAGCCUUCCGUCCCACGGGAAAGGUCUCGACCUGGGAUUUCUGGAGACUCAGCAGCCGCCCCCCCAGGAGCAAGUCCCGGCAGACCUCAAAGUGUGCGUUGUCCCAGAUGCUGAGGAUCCUUCAUCAUUUGAGUCUGAAGGGAACUCCCUCCGCCGAGACGCUGCCACCUCUGUGGCCGCCGUCUGUCCUUCUCUGGGGGCGCGAGGAGGUCAUGCAGCCGUGGGAGGUCACGGUGCAGAGCCACGGGAGCGUGACCGAGCUGCGGGGGGGACAGCGGCACGCAGCUCCGCAGACAGAAAAGCUGCAGCACAGGGCACGGCGCUGUCACUCCUGCCGGGGAAACCCUCCCCGGGGCAAGGACUCUCAGGUUCGGUCCCAUCGCGGCCCCCUGGGAAAACUCGCCUUGAACUACCGGCUUCGGGACCGGGCUCCCAGCAAGACGCGGAGACACCCAAGAUGCUUUUUCCUUCCGGGGGGCCCCCUGGGGGUGGGGAAAUGCGUGUCCCCGGCCCUCCCGUGGGCAAGGACAGUGAGACGCACCGAGAGUCUGGGUUUGUGGCUCCGAAGGGUCGUGUGGUUCCUUCUAAGCCGGGGCCGGCCACAGAAGCCCCUCAGGCCCCUUCGAAGACAGCCAGGAAAAGGAGUCUGGAGGGAGUGAGGAGGCAGAGCCGAGUGGAGCUCAGCGACACCAGCAGCGACGACGAGGACCGGCUGGUGAUUGAGAUCUGAAGCUCCCGGGGACGGCCGUCGCCCCCCGGCGAACGCCGAGAGGCUGGCAGGACACCCGGCCCCUUGCCGCGAGGCACCUAGAGGUUGGAACGCCGUUUUGGGCUCUUUCCGAGACAUCCCCGAGCAGCUUCAACCCCCUGACACAGCCGCGCCUUGCCCCAGCUCCGCCGGGCGUGUCCCACGGGUAUCCGCGGCAGGGCAGAGGUGACCCGGAGCAAAGUCGAAGAAUGCUCGACGCACAGUGACUGUGGCUGGACCCCCAGCGGUGUCCUUUGGCUCCGUCCACCACGGCCUCCUCCGGGAAGUGGUUUUGACCCCGAGAGCCGUGACCGACCCGUCCAUCAACACCUGGACCCGAUGGAGUCCAGGCAACUGACCUCCUUGUUGGUGGAUGAGGGUGGGCGUCCAUGGCUUAGCUGGGAGGUGGGGCAUGAAUGGGGCACCAAGUCACCGCGGCUCACACCGGAGACGAAACUCAGAUUCAUUCCAAAACUGAAGUUUGGUCGGAAUGAUCUCCCUCCUCCACGGGAGCUGUAAAUACGCGUCCGAACGCGUGUGACCUGGUGGCACGCUGGGGACACCUCCGCGCCGCGCCAGCGGCCGGUGCUCCCGUGAGACUCGGGGACACGGGCCGGCCCGUCCCGCGCUCGGCGCCUCUUUGGUGGAGACCGCCGGAGCCCUCGGUUUCUCCAGCCCUCGCAAAGGAACACUGUGUUAAAAGUUAAUAGAACAGUCUCUGUAAUGAGUCAUUUUUUUUCUGAGGGGGAAAAAAUUCACUGAUUUUCCUCUGAUGCUCUUUGUCAUAUUGUGCUCUGAGCAAUUUCAAUUAGAGGGUUACAUUUUAGUAAUCGCUGCGGCUUACGCGGAUGCCUGCGCAUCGUGAUGGGGGCCUUUCGGUGUCCUCCCGCGGCUUCAAGGAUACAAAACUAAUUGGAGUUUUGACGCUGUUUUACAUCUCGGUAAUUUUAUUUUGGGGGCUUGGUGUUACUUUGCUGUCAAAUUAAAUCAGCCUUUGUAUUGUGCAAGUCAGAACAGCACACACACACACACACACACACACGCACACACACACAAAUCCCCCAGCAUUCCCAGUCGGUGCACCCCUGUGCAGAACAGAACAGCUGCUCUGCACCCGCCAGCCCAGUGUGCAAAGCCGCGGGUGUCCUGCCUGCUUCUCCUUCCCCUUAGACGGCAGGGGAAGAACUCGCGGAGGCUGGCGCUGCUGCGUUUCAAUAGCACGUGACACUUGGUUUGGGUACGGUUUUGUACGCUCUGAAACAUAGAGCUGAGCUCUUUGGGCUUCCCUUUGAUGGAAGCAUGGUCCGGCGACAGCCUGUAUUCCAAAGGCAGGGGUGCAAAAUAUCUCACACCUACGAUCACACUUCAGUGUGUCUUUGCCUGUGACAGAGGACAGUCACUUUUCAUGUGACUUCAUGUGAGUUUUCUAGUUUUAGGGUGAUUGAUGGAACCCGUGAAUGAGGGACCAGCUAGCCUCCCCGAGGACUCAGAUUGGGUCUGUGGUCAUUUUGCAGGAGCUCAUAAAUGCCCCAGUGGUUUCCAGCCCAGCCAAGAAAUACAGGAGAAGGGAGGUAAGAAGAAUGUUAGGUAUUUACUUCCUGUGCUUUUUGAAUCAAACAAAAGUGUUGCGGUGAUUACCGACCCUCUGAAUGAACCCUGCUACCUUGAUGGGAGUGGCUGUCUAGGGAAGUGGUCCGAGUCCUGGUCAGAGGAAGAGUCAAGGCCUGACCUUGCCCUCAACCCGCUGGGAAAUCUUGGUUAAGGUGCAUACCCUGUCUGUGCCUCAGUUUCUCCAACUGAGCAUGUGAGCUGAGUGUGUGGGCAGGCUCCCACCCUUGUGAGGAAGCACAUGCUGCCGUCUUCCUGACGUAGGAGGCCUUGGUGGCUUGGGGGUGGUCCCCAUGGGGAGAGAUCUUGCACCCAAGGAGUUUGGGAGGGGACCCGAAACCAAAACACCUUCUGCCAAUUAUUCCCAUGAAGAACUUGAGCUCAGAGGUGCUGUCCCUAUUUCUUCCCAGAGUUCCAGAUUUGGGGGUAUAGUCGUUCAGUUUAUGGAUGCUGGUUCAUAAUUCAGAAAUUUAAAAAAAAAGACCCAGAACACUACUAUGCGAGUGGAAGACAAUACGUCCAUAGGCUGCACUUGCCACCUUGUCUCGGGAGGCACUGAUGGGGGGAGAACCACCCUCCAGAUUCUGUCCUCCUCCAAGCGGUCAACUGGUCUACCGGAACUAAGUCAGCAAGUCAUCGCCCCAUUGGCACUGGCCCCAGCACGGUGGCGGGAGCUCUGUCCUUCUAGGAGCGACCACUUUGGGCUGCCACGCCCCAACUUUGAUUAAAUAUGGUGGAAAGUCGAGUUCAUCUCUCACUCCCUGUAUCUCUCACAAGGCGGGCACGCCGUCCUGUCUUAGCCGGUCAUUUAGCCAGUGACUGACAUAAAGCAAAGUGUACCUUACUUUACAUCAACAUGAAUCGGCGCAAAGCUAUAUGGCUUUAAAAAUAAACAAAAAAAUGUAUCUUGAAUGACCCUAGAGGAGCUGGCUAUUGGAAAUCAUCCUAAGGUAAAGGAUUUUUAUUAUUUUUUAAGCGAUGAAGCCUUUUAUAAAGCAACAAACGGCCUCUGAUUUUUAUAACUCUUAAUGUCCUAUGGGUUUUCUUAAAGCAGAAAGCAAUCCUAGGGAUACAUUUUAAGAAUAACAUCAGUGACAUAUAGCCCAGUUUGGGUUACUGAAAAUAAAACUUCAACAUUAUCAGGUAAUAAUUGCUACAGUUUUAUAUGCUAUAAGCAUGUGCUGUGUGCCAGUUAAAGGAAAACAAAUCUAGUUUAGAACAAGGCCAAUCAGAGUUGAAAGAUCAAGGCCCCUCCUCUCCCCAGUGGGGUUGAUUUUAUUACACCUUCAGGUAAGGGUCUUAACCCUGGUGCCUCAGUUUCUCUACAGAGAAGAAAUCCAGGGGUGCUGCCAUGAACCCAGACAAGGGUCACUUUGAAAUCUGGGUGAUUUGGGGGGCAAAGUAGACAAGUACACUCUGUCCCAAGAUGCUCAAACUCACUGCCAGGUUUAUUUUCUCCCGCUGUGCCUGCACUUGGCCAGAUCUCACUUGUUAGAGAGAGGUGCGUGGAGGAAAGAGGUCUCACGUCUGCCCUCGGGUGGGGAGGUCUCUGAAAGUCACAUGGCUUUUGAUGGACAGCUUGAAUCCUCCUUGUCAGAAGGCCUGAUGAAGUGCAAUUCAUCCAUCCUGUUAGGUGUAAGAACCCUUGAGAUUCUGCAUGAAGCGAACAUCCCUUUAAUUCAUGACCCGGCAGAACCUGUGGUUCAUUUCCCCAAAAGUAAAAACAAAGAGGGGGUGGGGCGAGCACCGCUGGAUUCUAAUCAAAACCUUGCCCAUGGUAUGGCGGGUAUCCGAGAGCGAAGUGAGCGCUGCCUUUCGGAAGUCUCUCCUCCAGGGCUCCCAUGGGAGGAGUUGCCUUGCCACAAUGUGUGGCAACCCCCGUUCUCGGCCCGCAAGGGGAAUGGUGGGCAGCCUCAGGCCAUGGAGUUUUUCCUUGACUUUCUGUGUGUGACUGAGAAUAAUCCCAUUCUUUUAUUUUUUUCCCCCCUAGCAUCGAUAUUUGCCUUUUGCACAAAGUUUUCCUGCUGCAGCAGAUUUGUAUAGUUAGGGAGACUGUCACGACCAUCAGCCGCUGCAGCUGCUCACCUCCCCAGACGGGAUUUAGCAUGGUGAGGCAGAGACGGCUGCCCCGCCCCGGCGAGCUCGCCCCCGCCCCGCCCUAGCGAUCUCGCCCCCGCCACGGCGGCGGCAAGGGGGGCGAAUGUGUUCUCGCUCUCUCUGGCUGUGAUCCCCACCACUCCUGUGAGGGAGCCUCUUUGGCUUUGGAAACACUACAUCUCUCUACACUCAAGCACAAUUCCUCGUCCUGAUCUUGCAGAACUCAUUCAACAGAGGCGUUAGGACCCAGCAAAGCUUGUGGGCUAGGUUUGUUCCCUGCACCAGUGUCUGUACCCGUGCGUUUUACCCAUGCGGGGGUAGGUGGGAUUGGACCUGAGGACGUACGGGGGCACUCACUGGAGCGUGGCGCUUCGCCGCGGGGAGGGAAGGAGCCGGGGAGACCGUCGGGCUCUGUCCCUCGCGGCCCCGGAGGGUGACUCACAUCCUGUGUGUGCACCCAGCUGCUCAGAACUUGCUACUUUAUUGAUUAUUCAUAAUCAGGGAAGUGGUUGGCUUCUUGAUUGUUUGUUGAAACUUCCCUCCUUCUUUCUAUGGUUAAAUUAUUUUGUUUUGAUAAAAAUA